Messenger RNA from Dentiscutata erythropus, 1092 nucleotides. Lineage: Eukaryota; Fungi; Glomeromycota; Glomeromycetes; Diversisporales; Gigasporaceae. The record is from the annotation of a GenBank genome assembly.
GCCCCCUUUUCGCGUGAAAAACUUGUACUCGGUGAUCGUCGAAUACAAACAUGGGGAAGAUAUCCUGUACGCAAGACAGAAAGGAGUCGCUCUAAUUCUUUAUCAAAGAAAAAUAUGUUCAAAUAUAAUUGGCCAAAGGUAUUUACACGUUUGCAUGGUAUUCAAGACAAAAAAAUUCAACAUUUUCAAAGUCUUCGGGAAAAUAAGCAAUAUAGAUGGGAACAUCGUCUAAUUUUGGUACAAGGAGAAAAAAAUAUCCUCGACUUAAUAAAGAGAAAUCAUCCGACCAAAAGUUUAGUAGUGGCAGCUCCUAACAAGCCUAAAACCAAAUAUGAAAUCCAGCCACCAGCUUUGGAUUAUCUUGAGAAUCCUAAUCGAAUUGUUGCUGAUAAUUAUUAUCUUAUGAACAUUGAUAUGGUUCGAAAGAUUUUAGGAAGUGGUGCAAAACCAGAACGUCAUGAGCUUGUGGCCGAAGUUAAUUUUCCUCCAAUAGUAUUUCCACCAAAAGAACAAAUGACCAAAUUUUUAGUGCUUGAAAAAGUGAAUGAUCCAUAUGAUUUGGGAAUGUUGGUUCGCUCUGCAAAAGCUUUGGGAUGGAGUGGGUUAUAUUUGACCAACAAAAGUGGUGAUGUUUAUAAUAGUUUUGCUCAAAAAGUUUCAAAGUCUCAUUCUUUGACUUGGCCAUAUAUAUAUGGAUCUUCUGAAGAGUUGUGCAAAUUUUUGUAUGAUAAUGAGUUGAAGUUGCUUAUUGCAGAGCCACCCAAACAGGAACUUCAAGCAAUUUCUCAAGUGUUUUGUAAAUCUAAUAAUAGAAUCUCUACAUGCACUGAAGAACUAGAACAGCAUGAUGAUAUAAUAAAAACAUCACUACUUUUUUGGAAUAGUAAUACAUCUGACUUAUCAGAAUUAAAAUUACCAUCAAGAAUUGCACUUUUAUUAAGCAGAGAGCUUAAAUCUGGAAGAAGAGAUAAUGAAAACUCAAUAUCAAUUGAAAAUGAAAUGAGAGUUGGUAUAAAUGCACCGUUUAUUGAUGUUCCAUCAGCUGGAAGUAUAAUAAUGUGGGAGCUUAAUCGAAUAACUGCAAACUUAUAA